AUGGGUUGCAACCACGCUGGGACAUGGGCAGCCAAAACGCUUUUGCGAAAAAAAGACCCGGCCGACGAAGUUUUAAUUUUUGACCGCAACGACAACAUUUCGUUUCUCGGUUGCGGAAUCGCUUUGUGGGUUGCUGGUUUAGUUGAAAACCCAGCCACGCUCUUUUAUUCCUCGCUGGAAGAGCUCGAAAAAAUGGGCGCUCGAGUUUUGAUGCGUCACGAAAUUAGCGCCAUCAACGCGGUCCAAAAAACGGUUGAGCUCUACCAACACGCCCAGUCGAUUAUCGCCAAAGCAGCCGAUCCCAGCGUUCAAGCGGUGGCCGUGAUCGGAGCCGGUUACAUCGGCGUUGAACUAGCCGAAGCCUUUGAUAAGCACGGUAAAAAAGUUUACUUAAUUGAGAUGCAAGAUGCGAUCGCGCCCCACAAUUUUGACCGCGAAAUUAGUGCCAAGUUAGUCGAGGGCGUCGAGCAAAACACGAACAUUGACUUACGACUAGGUGAGAAGGUGAUUCGUUUUACCGGCGAUGAGCAAGGCCACAUUCGCGCCGUGGAAACUGACCAGGCAACUUACCAAGUCGACAUGGCGAUUGUCAGCGUUGGUUUCCGGGCUCGGAUUGAACCGGCCCGCGACCAAAUUGAGACCGAUCCUCAGCGCGGCAUUAUCGUGGACGAGUUUUUCCAGACGUCUGACCCUGACAUCUACGCGAUCGGUGAUUGCGUAGCUCAAAAAUACAACCCGGACGCUUGCUUUAAACCGGUCAUGCUCGCUACCAACGCGGUCCGUUCGGGUAUCGUGGCCGCUUUGAACGUUUUAAAACCGCUUGAGGAUUACGACAAGCCGGUUUUUAUGCCCCGGCGUGAAAAGGUCUUUUUCAAAGUUGUUUUCGACCGCGACACCCGCGAAAUCAUCGGCGCCCAAAUCGCUUCCAAAGCCGACCACGCCAGCGUGAUGUACAUGCUCUCGCUCGCGAUUGAAAAGAAGGUCAAGAUUGACGAGCUGGGACUAAUUGACACCUACUUCUUACCCCAUCUCAACCAACCGGUCAACUUCAUCACCCGCGCUAGUCUGCAGUACUUAGACGUGGUUGAUUAG
Messenger RNA from Centruroides sculpturatus (bark scorpion), 1092 nucleotides. Its product is annotated as probable NADH oxidase. The transcript has 3 exons. Gene Ontology annotation, molecular function: flavin adenine dinucleotide binding; oxidoreductase activity. Bases 1 to 1092 code for a protein of 363 amino acids. Lineage: Eukaryota; Metazoa; Arthropoda; Arachnida; Scorpiones; Buthidae. The record is from RefSeq and is a predicted model, not a curated record.